Molecule: messenger RNA, 3822 nt
Organism: Penicillium maclennaniae
Lineage: Eukaryota; Fungi; Ascomycota; Eurotiomycetes; Eurotiales; Aspergillaceae
Gene: ncr1
Product: sphingolipid transporter NCR1
Exons: 3
Coding region: 1-3822 (1273 amino acids)
Cellular component (GO): membrane
Source: RefSeq, a predicted model, not a curated record
AUGCGGCAGCUGACUUGGGUCUCUGCGCUGGCUGGAUUGGGCGCCCUUGCUUUGCAACCUACGCUGGUCGGCGCGCAAGGCCACACCAAGAUACAUGAAGAGGGUCGCUGUUCCUUCCGUGGUCACUGUGGAAAGCAGUCUAUCUUUGGUGGGGAACUGCCCUGCCCCGACAAUGACUUAGCACACCAACCAGAAGACUCGGUGCGACAGAAGCUGAUUAAUCUCUGUGGCCCGAAGUGGGAGGAGGGCCCGGUCUGUUGCCGCGAGGAACAGAUCGAUGCACUUGCAAAGAACGUGCGUCUUGCAGAAGGCAUCAUCGCUUCUUGCCCGGCUUGCCGUGAUAACUUUUUCAAUAUCUUCUGUACAUUCACUUGCUCGCCUGAUCAGUCGCUCUUCGUCAAUGUCACAAACACCGAAGAUACUAGUGCCGGCAAAACGCUGGUCACAGAGGUCGACAAUAUUUGGUCGGAGGAAUACCAAAGCGGCUUCUAUGACAGCUGCAAGAACGUCAAGAACGGCGCGUCCGGCGGCAAGGCGAUUGAUUUCAUCGGUGGAGGGGCGAAGGAUUAUCCGCAUUUCUUAAAAUUCCUGGGCGACAAGAAGUUCCUGGGCAGUCCGUUCCAGAUCAACUACCUCACCGAGCCCAGUGGGCCGGAUCCAGAUGGCAUGAGAGCCUUGUCAAUAACGCCCAAGGCUUGCAACGACCCUGACAAGUCGUUCCGCUGCUCUUGUGUCGACUGUCCUGACGUCUGCCCUGAAUUGCCUGCUGUGCACUCAAAGGAAGCAUGCCAUGUCGGGCUCUUGCCAUGUCUUUCUUUUGCAGUCAUCAUUAUCUAUUCUGCAUUUUUGCUACUGGUAAUGGGACUCGCUACCUAUGUCACAUUCAAGGAACGAAGAUUCCGCAAACCGGAGCGGGUACGCCUGCUUCAGGACCCGACGCCAAGCGAUGACGAGGAUGAAGGAGAGAUCGUGCAUCGCGGGGGCUACCUGGAACAGCCACAGGGAGUAUACAAGCCCAACGCCUUGCUUUCGGCAAUCUUUCAUCGCAUUGGUGGUGCUUGUGCACGCUUCCCUGCCAUCACAAUCAUUUCCAGCUUCAUUGCGGUAAUCUUGCUUAGCCUAGGCUGGCUGCGAUUCACCGUCGAAAUUGACCCAGUUCGCCUCUGGGUGAGCCCAUCAUCAGCGGCCGCGCAAGAAAAGACUUUCUUUGAUGAAAAUUUUGGACCCUUCUUCCGGGCAGAGCAAGCCUUCUUGGUGAACGACACUGGUCCAGUUCUGGAUUACCAAACACUCACAUGGUGGUUUGACGUUGAAACCAGAGUGCGUCGAGUGCUGUCCGUGGAUAUGGGCCUCAAUUUGGAGGACGUUUGCUUCAAGCCUAUGGGUAAUGCCUGUGUUGUACAGUCAUUAACGGGCUACUUUGGUGGCUCUAACUCAAAUCUCGACCCCGAUACGUGGAAGGACCGUCUACGCCACUGCACUGAGUCCCCCGGCGAUGUAAGCUGUCUCCCAGAUUUCCAACAGCCCCUGAAGCCGGAGAUGGUCCUUGGUGGAUACGAUGAAACCGGGGAUAUUCUGGACGCCAAGGCAUUGGUUGUGACAUGGGUGGUGAACAAUUUCGAACAAGGAAGUGAAGGAGAAGCGAAGGCUAUCGAUUGGGAGAAUGCUUUUCGAGAAAUCUUCGACAAAGUCCAGGAGGAAGCCACUGCACGUGGCCUCCGCGUUUCUUUCAAUGCCGAGAUCAGCUUGGAACAAGAACUGAACAAAUCAACUAAUACCGAUGCAAAGAUCGUGGUCAUCAGCUACGUGAUUAUGUUCAUCUAUGCUUCUCUCGCCCUGGGAUCAGUCACAGUGACCUGGAAGUCUCUUCUGACCAAUCCUGCCAAUGCUUUUGUGCAAUCAAAGUUCUCUUUGGGAAUCGCAGGUAUUGUGAUCGUGCUAAUGUCUGUCUCUGCUUCGGUGGGAUUGUUCUCAGCUGCGGGUGUCAAGGUGACCUUGAUCAUUGCAGAGGUCAUCCCAUUCUUGGUCUUGGCAGUGGGCGUGGACAACAUCUUCCUUAUCGUCCAUGAGUUCGAGAGGGUCAAUUUUAGCCACCCCAAUGAAGAGGUCGAUGAGCGAGUUGCUCGUGCUGCUGGCAGAAUUGGUCCUAGUGUGUUCUUGUCUGCCCUGACUGAGACGGUGGCAUUUGCCUUGGGUGCUUUCGUCGGCAUGCCUGCCGUCAAGAACUUCGCAGCGUACGCAGCGGGAGCCGUGCUCAUCAAUGCCAUUCUGCAAAUGACCAUGUUCAUCUCCGUGCUUGCCCUGAAUCAGAGGAGAGUACAAAGCCUUCGCGCGGACUGUUUCCCCUGUCUUACCGUUCGAAAGGCGAACUCCUUCGGCCUGCCCGAGGAGCAGAUCUACGAUGACCAUGAGGCCGAGAGCUCUUUGCAAACUUUCAUCCGCCGGGUGUAUGCCCCCUUCAUCCUGGAUCGUCGGGUGAAGGCAGCAGUUGUAAUUAUCUUCCUAGGUCUUCUGACUGCCGGCUUGGCCUUCAUUCCAGAGGUCGCUCUCGGUCUGGAUCAGCGGAUCGCGCUUCCCAGCGACUCGUACCUGAUCGAUUAUUUCGAUGAUCUUAGCGACUACUUUCGCACCGGUCCCCCCGUCUAUUUUGUGACCCGCAAUGUCAAUAUGACGGAGAGAAAACAUCAGCAACAACUUUGUGGAAGAUUCACUACCUGCGAGGAAUAUUCGCUACCAUUUGUUCUGGAACAAGAAUCCAAGCGUCCAAAUGUUUCUUACCUCUCUGGAUCCGCUGCUAGCUGGAUCGAUGACUUCUUCUACUGGCUGAAUCCCCAGUCGGAUUGUUGCCAAGAAGAUGGCAAGUUGUGCUUCGAGGACCGUAUCCCUCUGUGGAACAUCACCCUUCACGGAAUGCCUACAGGAUCCGAGUUCAUCCAUUAUGCGGAGAAAUGGAUCGAUUCGCCAACUGAUGCUUCUUGCCCCCUGGGCGGCAAAGCACCCUACAGCAACGCUAUUGUUAUCGACGAGCAACGCACCACGAUCAAUGCCAGUCAUUUCCGAACCAGUCACACCCCGCUGCGAACCCAAGAAGACUUCAUCCAGUCCUAUAUUGCGGCACGUCGGAUUGCCGAUGGCCUUUCUCGCGAGCACAAAAUCGACAUAUUCCCAUACUCGAAAUUUUACAUCUUCUUCGACCAGUAUGUCUCCAUUGUACAGCUCACUGGCACCCUUCUGGGAUCGGCUGUUGCCAUUAUAUUCGUCCUGACUUCUGCCAUUUUGGGCUCCGUUACUACGGGCGCAGUGGUCACCACGACUGUUGUGAUGACAGUCGUUGAUAUCAUCGGAACCAUGGCUAUUGCUGGUGUCUCUCUUAACGCAGUGUCUCUCGUGAACUUGGUCAUCUGUGUUGGUAUCUCAGUGGAAUUCUGCGCCCAUAUUGCUCGGGCUUUCAUGUUUCCAUCGCGCACCUUGAUGGAGAAGGCCCCUGUCAAGUUUCGGGGCAAGGACGCUCGUGCCUGGACGGCACUGGUCAACGUCGGCGGGAGUGUGUUUAGUGGCAUCACCAUCACGAAGUUGUUAGGUGUUUGUGUUCUGGCAUUUACUCGCAGCAAGAUCUUCGAGAUCUAUUACUUCCGCGUGUGGCUCGCACUGGUUGUGUUUGCCGCCAUACACGCCCUUAUUUUCCUGCCUGUGGCUCUCAGCUAUUUCGGCGGAGGAGGAUAUCUUGACCCGGCCUCGGAUGGUGGUCUAGAAGCCAAUCUUGCCUCGCGGGGUUACCGCUCAUUGCUGGUCGAUGAUGACUACGACUCCGACGAAUUCUAA